Molecule: messenger RNA, 3792 nt
Organism: Colias croceus (clouded yellow)
Lineage: Eukaryota; Metazoa; Arthropoda; Insecta; Lepidoptera; Pieridae
Gene: mus312
Product: structure-specific endonuclease subunit SLX4
Exons: 6
Coding region: 339-3692 (1117 amino acids)
Biological process (GO): meiotic DNA double-strand break processing; resolution of meiotic recombination intermediates; DNA replication
Cellular component (GO): Slx1-Slx4 complex; nucleus
Molecular function (GO): enzyme binding
Source: RefSeq, a predicted model, not a curated record
AAUUUGUCAAAAUGACAGAAUAUUAACAGAUCUAAACAUGGCGAUCGGAGUAGAUGUUUCAAAAAGAAAACCUCGGCAAGUAACCGGUACUCCAUCAGCCAGAGCCAGAAAUAUAUUGGGAAUUGGAAUAUUGACCGUUGGAAUAAUUUGCGGUGCUGUUUACCAUUUUGCUCUCGUUCCCACAAAACUUUUGCAAUUCGCCGAAAAAGUUUACGUAGACCCAAUCGAAGAAAUAGAAAGAAAACAAGUUAUUGCAUCAGGUUUGCUUCCUAGAACGGGUGAUCAAAUUAGAAAGAUGAUAGAAGAAGAACAGAGGCCAGAUUUGCCGCACAAAUAGGAUGAAUAUAGAUAAAUUUAGUAAUAGUGCAACCACAUCAAAAACUGAAGUUAUUAGUAAAUAUUUCUCCAAAGAAGAUGACAGAGACGACAGUUUAUUAGAGUUCCAAGAGAAAAAGAAGAAUGUAGCUGGUCCAAAAACUAUAAAACCUAAAACGAAAAAGAAGCAAACAAAGCAGUCAAAAGCACAGAGAGAUAUUAGAAAUUUAUUGAAUCCCAAAAGGAAUGAAUUAAUAAAGUAUUCUAAAGAUUUUGAUCAUUUGUGUAAGCAAUCUGGUAUUGAUGUGGACCCUGAACAACUCCAGCUGGCUGUGGUACUAUCAAAAUCUCUCCAAGACUCAGAAAAUGUAACACCUAAAUUAGGUGAUGAAUCAAAACCAUUAUCAUCACAAGAAAGAACAUUAAAAAUAAGGAAAACAUUACAAGAGUAUGGAUUUAAAGUUCCACAAAAUGUCAUAGUAAAGAAAGGUGGUAGAAAGCUGAAAAAAAAUUAUAAACUGCUAUUGCUGUCUAAUACUGAGAAAGAACAAAUUAUAUCAGACAGAUAUAGUCAAGUUCUACUUAAUUCUUGUAAAACUAUACACCAUACAUUACAUAAUAUAUCUAAUGACACCCUAUAUUAUAAAGCGACUAAUAUAUCUUAUGAAGAUUUGAAAAACGAUGAUCUAUUAGUAUUAGAGCCUCUUGAAAAACCGUCAAAUGAUUUAAAUUUGUUACGAAGUUGGGUAGAAAUACCUGGUAGACCGGCAAGUCCAGUUUUUGAGGGGCCAUACAUUAGUUUUAAGGAUAUACAAUGUUCCCAAGAUCAGCUAGAUAUUCUAUUAAGUGGUUCUAUUAAAAGAUCUCAUGAAAUCAUUCAAAGGAAGCUCAUAGAUAAUGCAGAAGUAUCUUAUUCUCAUAUAAAUGAAGAUUUUAUUCACCAAAUAAAUAAUCCAGAUAUGAAGAUAGACAAAAUUAAUUCUAAGUGUGAUACUCAGAUGUCAAAUACAGUAAAAACAUUAUUAUCACCUGAACUGGAAAGGAGUAAAUCACCUGAUAUGUUUGAUGAUGAAGUCUCAUCAAUAAUGGACGAAGAAACGGAAAAACCUAUUGACAAUAAAUACAAAACAAUUAUAAGUCAUGAUACAAUGGAUCUUACUGAAUGUGUCAAUAUAAGUAAUAAUACAAAUAUUAAGUUACCAGUAUUAAAUGCUACAAGAAAGAAAUCUAAUGACUUCAUGGAAAUUACUGAUUGUGUUGUACAAACUAAUCAACAAAAUCUUCAUUUUGAAGAAAUAGACCUUACUCAAGAACCAAAUGACAACAAUGAUAGUAUUUCUUUUAAACAUUGUAUCAAAGAAAAUUCCCCAGAUUCAAACUUAAUAUGUGUUAUUGAUGAAACAAAUGAAGAUUUAAAUGAAUCAGAUAAAAAUGAAACUAUCAUUGAAGGUGCUAAGAUAAAUUGUACAGUUAAUAAUAAUAUAGUAGUAGAAGAUAGUGUACUAGAAAAUUAUAAUGAAAGUAAUCACAUCAAUAAUAAUUCAAACGAUUUAGUUAACAUUUUGGAUUCCAGUGAUGAUGAAUUACCAGAUAUAAAAAUCAGUGGAAAAAAUAUGUCAUUGGAUGAUAAUAUAAUAAUCAAUGAAGAUUGCAAGAAAGCAGACAAAUCAAACUUUGACUUAGAGGAUAAUCAUGAUCCAGUUUUUGAUUUAACAUCAGAAGAACAGAAACCUUCAUGUAGUUAUAAAACAGUAGAAAAUAGUAAUAAUUAUAACAAUUACUAUAGAAAUAAUGUUAAUAGUAGUAAUAAUGAAACUGGGCUAUAUAAAGAAAAACUUGAUCUCAUAUUAUCACCUGAAAAUGAUUUAAAUCAACCAUCAUGUAGUUAUAUUGCCAAAAUCGAUAAUAAUAGUAAUAGUAGUCAUAGUAGUAGUCGCACAAUAAUUUUAAACAAUAUUCUUGAUGUUGAAAACACUGAUGAUGAUGUUUAUCAUACUAAAUGUAGUAAUCUGAACUCAAUAGAAAAUAAAAAUGAUGUUAAAAAACUUGAAAUAAUGAACAGAAAGAGUAGUGAUGAUCAUGAAAUUGAAAAUUAUGAUGAUCAUAUCAUCUUUAGUCAAUCAUCAAAUUCAAUAUUUUCUGAUAAUGACAUAGAAGAACAAUCACAGGACAUGGCAUUAAAUAAUGAUGAAAAUAGUGGUCUUGAAGUUAUAAAUAAUGUUAAUAAUGAAGAAAGUGAUGAAGACACUGAGCCUUACGAUAAUGUUGACCUUACGCUAUCUUCGAAUUCAAGUGUCAAUGAAAAUACGCAAUCCAUGAGUAAUAAUUAUGUAUCAAAUCUACCCUCGUGUUCUGGAAGCUUUGUAAAUCUAGGCAAAAUAAAUGAUAAAUCAGUUGAUUAUGAUGAAAUGUUUGAUGAUGUUGUAGAAAAUUUCUCUAAUGUAUCCAAAUCAAGUACAAAAUCAGAAAAUCAUAAUAAACCAAAUAUUAGUAUUAGUAAUGAGCAAAAAGCAUCAACUUCAAGUUAUCAAUCUGUAUCUAUUGAAAUUUCUGAUAAAGGAGUAAAUGAUUCAACUAAUGCAGUCAUACAAGAGAAUUUCGAUUUCGGAGGUAUUUCAGUACUAGACAACUUUGUAGGUGACGAAAAAUCAAACAGAGAUAGUUUGCCAUCUGUUAAUGUUAAACAAACUGAAAACGAUACACAACAAAGUUCCCCACUUCAUAGUAAUGAGCAUUUUGAUAGGAUGAAAACACCAGAUAAUGAAUACAUAGUAAAAGUUGAUCAAGUAACACCUAAGCCAGAUUAUGAAGCUAUGUCAACUCCGGAAAUGCAUCGAGAACUGGACAAAUAUGGGGUUAAACCAUUUAAAAGAAAAAGAGCUAUAAAACUUUUAACAUACAUUUACGACCAAACACAUCCUUUCGUAGAAUCUUGUAUAGAAGAAACAUUAUCUCCAUCAAAAAAACUGAAAACUUCUCAUCCUCUUCAAGAGAUAUCAAAAUCUCCAGAAAAGUUACCACAAAAUGAUGUUUUGAUGAUUGAAAAAGAGAAUACUUGUAUAUAUGUGCAAACUAAUGACAGGCCAAUUAUUAAAGAUAUUGAAUGUAGUCCAGAAGAUUGGGUGUUUCAGAAAAGAGAAAAGGCCAAGAUACAUUCCUGUCGAGUACCAUUGCAUAUAGCAUUUCACAAUUACGUUUCCUGUCGCAGAUUGUUACGGGAAGCUAUAUUGUGCUAUGAACCCAUCAACAUAGAUAUUGUACAUAAGGAUUUAGUUGCUAGUGGAUAUAAAUAUAAUCCUAAGGAUCUUUUAAAAUUCAUGGACAAAAAAUGCAUAACAGUCAAGACUGCAGACAAUAAUGCUAGGAACAAGAGAUGACAUUAUACCUCUUUUGUUACGUUGGACAAGUACAAUAUAAGAGUUAUUGCAUUUUUAUGUAAAUUGUAAAUGUACGGAUAAUAAAUACGAUUAUUUUAUA